GAACUUAUUGGUACACUUAUCAACGCUGUCUCGGGGUUUUCUGCACUACUUAGCUGUGUUUAUGGUGUCCUACAGCCAAGUUAUGUUGGGUUGUGUCUCAGUUAUUCAAUCACAAUGUCUGCAAACCUAAAUAACAGCGUACGUCUAAUAGCAGACUGUGAAAUUCAGAUGAAUGCUGUAGAAAGAGUUGAGCAUUACACUCACAUAGCAACUGAAGAUUACGAUGGAGUGUACAUGCCGUCGGAUGAUUGGCCAACUAGAGGUGAAAUAAAAUUAGAUAAUUUGUCAGUCAAAUAUGCAGCUGAUUUAGAUCCCGUUCUAAAUGACGUCACGGUUCACAUAAAAGCUGGCGAGAAG
Messenger RNA from Saccoglossus kowalevskii, 357 nucleotides. Its product is annotated as ATP-binding cassette sub-family C member 9-like. Gene Ontology annotation, molecular function: ABC-type transporter activity; ATP binding; ATP hydrolysis activity. Gene Ontology annotation, cellular component: membrane. Gene Ontology annotation, biological process: transmembrane transport. The record is from RefSeq and is a predicted model, not a curated record. Lineage: Eukaryota; Metazoa; Hemichordata; Enteropneusta; Harrimaniidae.